AUGGAUGAUUCAGAGAACCAAACGUCUAUGGAAAAAGCACAAUUAUGUUAUGGAAUAGUUGGGAAUAUUCCGAAAGAAUUUCACUCGGCUGACUUGAGGGCGAUGUUUACAGACUUCAUCAACGACGAAACUUGGGGAUUUAGAUGUUUUCAUUUUCGACAUAGACCUGAAAUUAGACAAGACGUAACUUUGAAUGAUGGUGACGGGGAAGUUCAAACGUCAAAUACUACAUGUUGUGUUGUGUUAGUGCUAAAUGAAAAAUUAGAGGAGUUGAUAAAGCGUUAUCGUGGCAAAAACUGGGUUGACCGAAAUGGCAAAUACUUUCCAUCCAAAGCAGUCAUAUCAAAGAUAAGCAUCAAAACAGGACAAGGUUUGUAAUUUCUACUUUGUAUUUAAUUACGCUUUAUAAUUUGCGUGAUACACUAAAUUUGAGCUUAUUUUAAGAAAAUAAAUUAAAACAAAUCAUGGAAUAAGAGUUUGUUCUCGUAAAUUCAAACUGCCUUUAUAAAUUGCAGAGAAAAAGAGUUCUUAUCCGAUGAUUUGUUUUAAAUUUUCUCAUAAAGUAAGAAAAGUUUUUAUAAGAAAAGUUUUUCUUAAAUUGAGAGAUUUGGAGCAAUCUCGAAUUUAGGGUGGUAAAAAUUCUCCUAGUUUAAAUCAUAUAAAGUAGUGUGAGUGUUGUUGCAAUCGAGGACUAACCUAAAGCCCCUGUAUGGGUACCUACAGACGUUUUUGUUGUGUAUUUAUCAUCAAAACGUCAGUUUUUUAACGAAAUCGUUUCAAAUCAAGAUAAGGUUUUAAACAAGCCCGAGCAACUAGGAUGUCAACAACGAAAUGAAGAAAUAGAAAAGGGACAGGUUUAAAAAGCAUAGCAAAAUCUCAGAAUGUGCAUCACAUUUUUUGGCAUAUUUGUCUGCUGUCACUGCAUGACCAAUGUUGUCAAAUUUGAUCGAAUGGCAAUGUGAUCAUCCCUUCAAUUCUAAGAUCAUUGUGUCAUCAAUUGAGUAGCGAUUGUCAUGGCUUUGAUUUCAUCAGAAAUACCCAUACAGAGCCUCAACCUAAAUAAGUGCAACUACAUUUCCUAGUCUAAGUGACCACCUAUGCAAAAUGACAAAAAUCAGUUUUUCCACUCAAAGCAAUUUACACAUUCCUAUCACUGAUAUAACUAAGUGCCAUUUUAUAGAGAGAACUUGGUCGCCAUUAUCCGGCCAUCUUGACCUCAUGCUUAAUGCAUGCUUAAUACAUGUAUCUCUCUUAUUGCAGACACCAGUGAGGACAUUCUGUAUAAAACAAAACAGGAAAAAAGAGUACAUCCCUUCACAAGGACAAACUUAGAGUUUUCAAAGCAUGACCUUAAGGAACUACCAGAGCUUCAUCCACCUCCUUUGAUGCCUAAUGGGAAUGUUGGAACACCUUUGUUGGUAUUUAAGGAGUUAAUAAGAGCUUGCAAGCUACCGCCUUGUGUAAUUAAAAAACUGAAUUUGAAUGUUUCUAUUGCUAAAUCUAAAAAGAAAUACAGCAAUGUUCCUUUUGAUUACAAGUCUUUGGACAAAGGAAAAGGAAAAGUAAAUGGAUUGGAGAAAAACAAAGCAUCAACAUCAAAUGUGGAUGCCACAGGAAGUAGAAGCUCUGAUCAAGGUAACAAUAGCUGUAAUUCUGAAACUGAAGAGAAUGAACAUACUGCUGAAACUGACCAAGAUUGUAAUCCCAAAAGAGCAAUUGAUGAUGAUGAUGAUGAUGAAAGUAAUGUCAAGCAUGAUGAUGAUGAUGAUCUGCCAGAAGAGUGGGACAGACAUGAAUCAUUGCACAAUGAUGUCACGAGUCAAGAUCGAACAAAAGAGAGGCUUUUUGAAGAAGAAAUUGAGCUCAAGUGGGAGAAGGGAGGCAGUGGUCUUGUGUUUUACACUGAUGCAGCUUUCUGGAAGCAACAGGAGGAAGCAGACUUUGAUGAAGAAACUGCUGAUGAUUGGGAUGUAGACAUGGAAAUAUAUGAAAACCCAGGUGGGUACAUGCACUAAUAAGUCAAAAAAUGUAUCAUUCUUGCAUCCACAGUUAAUUUUAUUCUGUUGAUAUAAUAAAGUUUUUAGAGAGGGGUGUAUUUUACUCACUAUUUUGAUUCCAGCACAAUUCCAUUCACUUCUGUAAAUAAUAAAAUGAAGACAUAAUUUUUUGUAAAAAGGAGCUUGUACUGAAGAAGGAAAACAGGCAGUGCUGCCAAUACAUCUCUUAGUAGUAGUGCCAGCUAUUAACCUCGGAACAAUUUUGUUUGAUGGGGGAAUGUUGCAUUAAGACAUGAGUCACUCCAACUUUUUUCCAGUUAUCUCUUAUUUGACAGAAGAAAACAAAUUUGAUUAUGAACAAAAACUUACAGCUUACCACCCCUCUGUUAUGGUUUUUAUAAGUUGUGCUUCACAGUUCGAGUAAAAAUAUUUUCUUUACACACAGAUGGUGGUGACAAAGACUCACGUGAUCUUCUAAGGAUGAGAUUAGAAGGGCAGUGGAAGAAAGGCAAUGACAUAACACUCAAUAAAAUUGGUGGAUUUGAGAAAUAUACCCGUGGGUUUGGUGGCCGGUUGAUGAGAAAACUAGGCUGGAAGGAAGGUGGAAGCCUUGGUUCUUCUCAGGUGGGAGUAACAGAGCCUGUUGUUGCAGAUGGACAAUUGCCGAAAUGUAAAAGAGGCCUUGGGUAUUAUGGUGAAAAGCUAGAACGACAUGUGAAGCGACCAAAGGCUGAAAGGAAUGUAAUAAUAUCAACUAUUUAUGAUGAACCAGACAGGGAGGAAGUGAAUCUGUUUGAGUCCUGGGGACCUGAUAAACUGAAGUAUGUCAGCAACGUGGAUUUCAUACGUGGGAAAACUUGCCCAGCAGAAGAUGACAAAAUGUGACCACUACUGGCCUUCUCCCAUUGUUCUCAAAAGAGAGAGAUGACAAUUAGUUUUUGCCUCAAAAAUUCCAAACUGAUCAUGUGAACUGUCCAGAAUAUGAUCAAGGGUACUGAUUGGUUAAGUUUGGUAUACUGUAUAUUAUUACUAUAUUCUUUUCAACCCAUGAUGAAAACUAAAACUUUGGAAUUAUCGUUUGUAUAUUAGAGGGACCAAAGGUUGCAGUCAGGGUCAGUUGUUUUCCAAGACUUACUCAAUUUUGCUGUUGUAAUAUAUUAAAAGCGUAACACUUCUUUAGUAAUCAACAAGAAAAAAUGAAACUCAAACAAAGCAGCAUCUACAAGCUAUGACAACCAGACUGGACGAAAGUGGGAGUGAGCUUCACACCUAACUGAAUAAACCAUAGCGGUUAAGAAGAACAUGG
Porites evermanni is the source of this 3303-nucleotide messenger RNA. NCBI's taxonomy places the organism in Eukaryota, Metazoa, Cnidaria, Anthozoa, Scleractinia, Poritidae. The record is from the annotation of a GenBank genome assembly.